Molecule: messenger RNA, 387 nt
Organism: Rotaria socialis
Lineage: Eukaryota; Metazoa; Rotifera; Eurotatoria; Philodinida; Philodinidae
Source: the annotation of a GenBank genome assembly
AUGAAUGUAUUGCUCAAGAAGAACGAAAUUAUCGAUCUAAUCAAACAACAGGAUGAAUCAGUAAUAUUUCAAAAGCCAAAACAAACAUCAAAAUCAUUUUCAGUAUGGGAACACUUUAGUUUGAUUGUCGUUAAUAAAAUAAAACAAGAAACGGUUAUUUGUGAUAAUUGUAAGGACUUAUUAACAUAUCGACAGAAAGAUGGCACAACAAGUAUGGCAAAGCAUUUCCGAUCAUGUCACAGUGAUGCCGCAAAUGCAAGAAGUUGUUUAAACAAACAAACAAAGGUUACAGAAUAUUAUGCAUCCUCGCAAACAUUGACUAUACCAAAGAAAAUCAAAGAAAAAGUGAAAAUUGCUUGUACAGAAUUUACAGCAUUAGAUUGUCGA